Messenger RNA from Prunus armeniaca (apricot), 300 nucleotides. The record is from the annotation of a GenBank genome assembly. Lineage: Eukaryota; Viridiplantae; Streptophyta; Magnoliopsida; Rosales; Rosaceae.
AUGCUAAAGUUCAGAACGCCCCACGGGAUAGGGACUAUCCAGGGAGACCAUGUCUCGAGGCGGAAUUGCUAUGUCACGGCCAUGAGGCUGAAAACCACUCUAAGCGAUACCCUCGUUACCAGUGCCAGUCACCCAAUAGCCUGGUUUUGCCCUUCUUCAAGUGAUUACCAGCCGCACAUCUGCAUUCAGCCUUUCACAAUCACUACCGGCAUAGCCCAGCAAAACACACCCUAUGCCCUCCUUGAGAAAGAUAGCUCAGUUGAUAUUUUUUCUCCCCAGCGAUCUCUCACCUCGGCCUAG